UUGAUUCCGGUCUGGUAUCUGCGGCUGCGCCCCAACCUCCCGGUGUACGGUUGUGGCAUGUCCGCCGUGUUUGUGAAAUUUCGGUCUGUUUCAGUAAAGAUGGAGUUGGUCUGAAUAACAGACACCCUGCCGCCAACGGGCAGCUGUCCGGGGCGACAGACUUAAUCACUGACGGGCUGGUUUACUGUAUAAAUCUGAUCAGCUGGACUAUAGAUUGAAAGUGAUUUCUGAUACAUUUUACAACCACCCUUUUUGCCCUUGAAAUAGAAUCAGCAUUUGCAGUAGUUCAGCGAGGAACAUGGAGGAAAGAAAAGCUGCAGGAUUCUGAUCAUUUAAUAUGAGGGUUAUUAGGAGUGAAAUUCCUGACUGCUGAAACAUGGACGAGGAAACAUUGAAGAGUGCACUGGUAUUCUUCCAGAGUGACAGGCCUUCAUAUGGAGAGUUUCGUAAAGGUCGAAAACCUGAUUACUUAUGGAAAUCAGAUUGGAGUUACUCUCAGUUUUUCAGGGAUUUUCUGCUUCCUAAUUUCCCAUGCAUACUGUCGCCCGAGUUUACGGAAGGCUGGAGGAGCAGGCAAGAGUGGGUGAAAGGGGAUGGCAAGCCUGACUUUGAGCACUUGCUGAAACAUUUUGGAGAUUUUAUCGUCCCUGUGGCCAACUGUGAUGUGAAGGAAUACAAUGCAAAUCCAAAGCACAACAUCCCACUAAGGGACUACCUCAAUUACUGGAGAGAACACAGGGAGAGUGGCUAUUCAUCUCCACAGGGCUGCUUGUACAUGAAAGACUGGCACAUGCACAGGGUUUUUCCUGAUCAUGGGGUAUACAGUACUCCUCUCUUCUUCCAGUCUGACUGGCUGAAUGAAUACUGGGACUCUAUUCAAUUGGACGAUUAUCGUUUUGUUUACAUGGGCCCCAAAGGAUCAUGGACACCAUUUCAUGCUGAUGUAUUCCGAUCAUACAGCUGGUCAGCCAACAUCUGUGGGCGGAAGAAGUGGCUGCUGUUCCCACCUGGUGAAGAGGAACAUUUGAAGGACCGCAGUGGUAACCUUGCUUAUGAUGUCCAGUCUACAGUUCUGCAGGACAAGGAUCAUUAUCCAAAAUACAGCCAGUGCAGUCAACCCAUUGAAGUGGUGCAGAGUGUUGGAGAGGUCAUCUUUGUUCCAAGUGGAUGGUACCAUCAAGUUUACAAUCUGGAGGACACCAUCUCCAUCAAUCACAACUGGCUGAACGGCUGCAGCAUAGACAUCAUGUGGCAAUUCCUCCAGCAGGAGCUGAAGGCAGUCCAGGAAGAGAUCAGAGAGUGGGAGAACCAUAUGGAGGGUUGGAAUCAACAUUGUCAGUUGCUGUUGAAAUCGUGCACUGGAAUCAACUACCAUGAAUUCUACACCUUUCUGAAAAUAAUAGCGAGAAAUAGAAUAGCAGUAUUAGAGGCUACGUCAGGAGACUCAGCAGCCUGCCACAGUACAUUUCCUGCAGAACUAUCCACUCUCGGACUGUGUCACUCAGUGUUCGAUUUACACCGGACUGAAGAUGUGCUGACUUCAGUGCUUACCAAUGAGAACUUCAAUAUACUAGACUCAGACUUGUUGGAUCCUCGUCCAGAGGACCUGCUGGAUGAGAUUAAAGAAAUAAAGGAUGCUGUCUCGUCAUAAUAUUCUACUUGAAUUCCUUAUAAACCAAGCUACAUGGCAACUCCUUAUCUUCGGUUAAGGGAUUCCAAAGUGCAUUCUGGAAUUGAAAGGGAAAAGAAUUAAGCAACCGGGGUCACUUUUGCUGCUUAGCCUGAUGCAAACUGUGCUGCAAAGGAUAAAGAAUACACAUAACAAUAGUUCAGUGACAUUCAGUAUAAAUCUAGGAGUUCAAAUUCCAUGCUGGUUUGGGAAUAAAAGUCCAGAAAUGGAAACCUAAAACCACCCAAAGUAACCAUUCAUCUCUUGGAUCAUCAGGAAACAGAACAGAGUAGAUUUUCUCUGGGAAAUAAGACCCACUGUCUUUACCCAGUGUCCUAUGUAAUUCUUAAAUUACUAAAGCAUGGUACAAACACAUUUACAACAUGAGGUAUGUAGUUAAAUGAGAAAAAAAAAGUCAAGGCUCGGCUCUGCUGCAUCUGAACAGUUGAGUAGAUUGUCAUAUCUCCCUGCUGCAACAAAACAUGAAAUGUACACAAGGUACUAGAGAGAGCAGCUAGAUUGUAUACCAAACACAUCAGCACCAUUGGGAUCAGAAAAAAACUAGGGCACUAAGUACAAUCUUGUACAUAAAGGAGGUUAGAAAUGAAAACUCUCCAAAAUAUCUGCAGUUAUUUAAAUCAAGAAACUUGUCUUGAAAGAUGAUUAAAACUAUAUUUAAAACAAUUCUGUUUCAUCAUGAAACAUUCAUAUUAUUUAAUAUACUUAUUUUCUACGCUGAAGGAUGGGGCUAACUGCAGCUGCCUUUGGCCCCAGAGGAAAAGCUCUCUGAGGGGUGUGGUUUGAAAACAGUUCUUGGACCCCGUUGCUAUAGUUGGGAGCACAGUAAAUAGAGAGUGUAUACUGUGCUCAGUUCAGCGAAAUUAGAAAAACACCAACUAUCUCUGGUAUUGACGGCAGAUUGGAAUGUGGAGAUGAGACCACAUCAAAUCAGCAGUGAUAUGUUGAAUGGCAGUGCAGACUAGAGGAAUUAAAAGAUCUGCUGCUGCUCCCAAUUUAUCUGUUUAUCUUAAGAACCUGCAGUCGGGCUUCUUCAGCUCUGCAUUAAGACUGACAAUUUGAGCAAAAGAUGGCAAUUGGUCUCAUGCAUUGUCACACAGUGUCUCUACAGUACGUACUAGAGACAGACACUAACACACAGUCACAGUAUCUUGUGCUGGAUCAUAAACAUGCAUCACAUUUGGUCUUCAGGUGGUGUGACUGCGAGUUGGCCCUCAGAAUUGUCAGCAGAAAAGGACUGUUGCUCAAUAGCAAUUAAAAGAGAGUGCAGCACACAAAUGUAAUUUUACUGGAGUGUAACACAAGAAUACUUCCUGUGCGAGACUGAUAUUCUUGGGAGCAGUGAAAAAGCUUUUGUAAUUGGAAUAACAGAGCACCUAAGUCUUGAAUGUUAUUGAAAGAAGUUGCAUAGAAGAGCCCCAGAGACAUUUAUAAAGGGAAGACAUGAGAGAAAUAAGACUUGUCCCGAGAGAGCAUUGUAUAUCUAGAUUACAGAUGGCUCUCAAGGAUGUUGACAAAACAUUGAAAUCAGAAAAAAUAGGC
This is a messenger RNA of Rhincodon typus (whale shark), 3229 nucleotides long. RefSeq names its product jumonji domain containing 4 (gene jmjd4). Bases 377 to 1651 code for a protein of 424 amino acids. Gene Ontology annotation, molecular function: sequence-specific DNA binding; histone H4R3 demethylase activity. Gene Ontology annotation, cellular component: nucleus; cytoplasm. The transcript has 6 exons. The record is from RefSeq and is a predicted model, not a curated record. Lineage: Eukaryota; Metazoa; Chordata; Chondrichthyes; Orectolobiformes; Rhincodontidae. Gene Ontology annotation, biological process: positive regulation of translational termination; protein hydroxylation; negative regulation of gene expression.